AUGCUUGUACCAAUAGGGGCGUGUUUUUCCGUGUUAUAUCUACUCUGCUCUGUGCUUGGUGCGGAUGUUCCCUCUGGACUCGUGCUAAUGGCCAUGGAGCGCGAAGGCUCUACUGACUAUUUCAUCCAUUUGGAUCUCGGAAGCCCACCUCAACGGCAAUAUUGUAAAGUUGAUAUGGGCAGUAGUGACAGUUUCUUUAUUUCCGGCGACGGAGCUUCUACUGCAGCUGGAGGGGACACUAUUGUUGACCCUUCGGAAGUCCCGUUCAACCCAAACAAAUCGAGCACACUUUUUUAUUACCCUGCAACUUUUUCGUUCGAGAGCUUUUAUUUCAAUGUGAGCGGGGUAUUUGUAGCGGAUGAUAUUAGUGUGCAGACACAAACGUCCUAUAGCCCUGCUCAGGGUGAGGUCACGAACAGUAGCACCCAGCUCACAAACAUGACCUUCGGUUUAAUCGAAGACGAGGGUUAUUUAUUGAGAUCUUGUCUAGUCGGAUUGGGGUUACAGGGUGGCGAACUAUCUAUCAACAGCAUGGAAAAUGGCAAUGCGAGCCCGGUAUAUGACAACCUCCCCAUCUUGAUGAAGAAAAGCGGACUGGUAAAUAGGGUGUCAUACUCGGUUUAUUUGAGCCAAGACGUUGACAAUCCCAGCUUUAUUCUUUUUGGUGGGGUGGAUCAUUCAAGGUACCAGGGCAAUUUAUCUACAGUUCCUCUUGUAGACUAUGCAACUGACGCAAGCCUGGGGCAGCAGUUUAUUUCACAGCCUACUGACUUUCAGGUUGUUCUGAGUGGGCUCACAGUUUCGAACGGUGCCAAGAGCAUUGAUGUCGUGCAAGACGCUCGAAUUCCCAUCAAUGUUGCUUUCGGGACUAAUACGUCGAUGCUACCUACCAGCAUUGGCUCACAGAUAGCACGAAUUUUUGGGAUGGUGUAUCAAAAUGCCACUAAGUCCUAUUGGAUGCCAUGCGAUCGCCUCGGGGAUUUAACAUUCAACUUCAACGGAGCUCUCAUUACUAUUCCGCUUGAAAAUUUUGUUGAAACUCAAAGCAGUGUUAAACUGGAAGACGGCUCGCAGGGUUGUAGAGUUCUCAUGGACACUCAGGAGGACCCUAUCUGGGAAAUUGGAAAUGGAUUUUUCGGUGGUGCUUACGUCUACGUUGAUUUGGAGAGUUUUGAGGUCUCAUUUGCGCCAGCAAUUUAUGGCGAUCUUGAGCCCAUCUACGAGAUUGCAUCUGCCGGCGGUAACAUCACGAAUGCGACGAGGGCACCCCUGUACGAUGACGCAGGUUUGAACAAUAACUUUAACAUCUCAACAAACAACCAGACAUUUUAUUCAGUUGUUGCUUUUUCAAGCGCAACUAAGGUGGGUGCCUACACUCCGGCCGCUCUGCUUGCAUUCAUUUGGAUUCUGCUAUGCUGA
This is a messenger RNA of Wickerhamiella sorbophila, 1419 nucleotides long. RefSeq names its product Aspartic proteinase MKC7. Bases 1 to 1419 code for a protein of 472 amino acids. Gene Ontology annotation, molecular function: aspartic-type endopeptidase activity. The record is from RefSeq and is a predicted model, not a curated record. NCBI's taxonomy places the organism in Eukaryota, Fungi, Ascomycota, Dipodascomycetes, Dipodascales, Trichomonascaceae. The transcript has a single exon. Gene Ontology annotation, biological process: proteolysis.